Molecule: messenger RNA, 1271 nt
Organism: Sorghum bicolor (sorghum)
Lineage: Eukaryota; Viridiplantae; Streptophyta; Magnoliopsida; Poales; Poaceae
Exons: 1
Coding region: 408-779 (123 amino acids)
Source: RefSeq, a predicted model, not a curated record
CUGGAGACCACAUGGUGUUGGAGCAGGAGAUAGCGCGGCGCGGCGCGGGGAAGGAGAGAACUCGCUCUAGCUAGCUAGCUAGCGCGGCGAGCGGUGCAGGGCAGGGCGAGCCGAGCUGCUGCAGAGGCCCGGAGACCGGAGGAGGGAGGGAGAGACGUCGCCUGCCUGCGAUGUCACCGGCAGCAUCCGCCGCCGAAACCGUCGUCGUCGUCGUUGCAAGCGUCCCGAGCGAGCAGAGCAGCCACCGCGCCGCGGCAGCGGCGCCGUCCGUCCCGUCGUCCUACGCCGUCUGGGAGAAGGAGCGGUAAGACUGAGAGGUCGAUCGAGCUCUACGUCGUCUGCACUGAAAGUGAAAGCCUGGAACCUGCUGCCGCAAGGGAGAGUGAAGGAAAACGCAGGGCAGGGCCAUGGAGGUUGAGAAGGCCAAGUGCGAGUGCUGCGGGUUCACGGAGGAGUGCACGCCGGCGUACAUCGCGGCGGUGCGCGCCGAGUACCUGGGCCGCUGGGUCUGCGGGCUCUGCGCCGAGGCGGUGGGCGACGAGAUCCGGCGCGAGGGCAGCGCCAUCACCACGGCCGAGGCGCUCGACCGCCACGUCGCGUUCGCGCGCGCCGCGCCGUCGUACAGGACGGCGUCCGCCGCCGAGGACGACCUCGUGGCGGCCGUGGCGCGGCUGCUCCGCCGCUGCCUCGUCGACUCGCCGCCCGCGUCUCCAGCUGCGCCACCGCAGAGCCGGAAGGUGGCCGCCGGGCCCGGGUACCACGAUGGAGCCGACGAAUGAAGCGAGCGAGCCUGCUUGCUUGGUGCUGGUGGCAAACUGGCAAUGCUUGGGGUCACUAGCUGGUUGGUUGAUUGAGCUGGUGAUGGAUUAAUUAAUUAAUUAAUUAAUUAGUUGUAUAGUUGGUUGUAUUAUUGAAUUAGUAGUACAAGAAUAAACCUCCGGUGGCAUGUGAUGUGGUGGUAGAGAAGUACGUACAUGUGUAGGUCGCCGUCCGGGAGAAUAAUUCGUGCCGUGAUCGAUUGAUGAUUGCUCGAGAGAGGAGCAAAUCACGCUCCGUGUGAUCGAGCAUGAAGUUAUUAAGUAGUAUAUAAUCACUCAUUGGAGUACAUCAGGACAAGGACUGUUCCGUUAUAUUCAGGUUGUAAGAACAUUGUACUGGAGUAAUUCUGUGCUAUCUUCUUUAAGCAUUCUAUACAAUCGUAUCCAUGUAUGCAAAUUAUCCUGUAACUUGCUGAUUGCUGUUUAGGAUAUUUCGUACAGUGCCUUUUUAUA